Molecule: messenger RNA, 2832 nt
Organism: Cuculus canorus (common cuckoo)
Lineage: Eukaryota; Metazoa; Chordata; Aves; Cuculiformes; Cuculidae
Gene: KLF10
Product: KLF transcription factor 10
Exons: 4
Coding region: 118-1596 (492 amino acids)
Biological process (GO): regulation of transcription by RNA polymerase II
Molecular function (GO): DNA-binding transcription factor activity, RNA polymerase II-specific; RNA polymerase II cis-regulatory region sequence-specific DNA binding
Source: RefSeq, a predicted model, not a curated record
CGCGCGGGCUGCGCGCGCCCAUUGGCCGCCGCCUCGCACACCUUUGGCGGCGAUUGGCGGGGGAGGGCGCCGAGCCCCGCCCCCCCCCCCGCGCGGGCCGGGGGAGCCGCCACCUGAAUGGGGAGCGGCGAACAAAAAGAGGAAAAGCGCGGCUGCAGCGGGCGGACAGCGGUGGCGGCUCCGGGCGGCGGCGGCUCCGCGGCACCGAAGGAAGAAAUGGCGAUGAUGACUGAGAAACAGAGAGAUACUAGGUAUUUGUGGAACAACGCUCCUGAAAAAAGCGAUUAUGAGGCUGUAGAAGCCCUUAUUUCUAUGAGUUGCAACUGGAAAUCAGACUUCAAAAAACAUGCAGAAAUGAGACCUAUAACUCCAGCAUCUGAUAUGUCAGAAGAAAGUGAUGAGACCUUGUUUCCUGGAGCAGCAGACUUUAAUGCAAUACCAGCAUUUUGCCUGACUCCCCCCUACAGCCCUUCUGACUUCGAGAUGUCGCACAUGGUCCAUCCUGGGACACCGGCAGCCGCUGCAGCUGUUGGCAAAUUGAUGGCCGAGGCUGCCAAGCCUUCUCUGGCCACACCUCACAGAGAGGCAGAGAGGCCUCCAGCAGCCGUGCCUCUGAAAGCUCAAGCAACCAGCGUUAUCCGCCAUACGGCUGAUGCCCAGCUUUGUGAUCGCAAAACCUGCCCAGUGAGAACAGCCAGCGUGCUGAAAUACCAGGACAGUAUUUCGAGAGAAACAAACAGUAAACAAAACACUGAAACAGAACAUUUGUUGUGUUGUGCUGCGGCACCAAGCAAAGUCAGUGAUGGGGGUGAUGAACUGCCAGUGGCAGAAAGCAAAAUCACCGAGCCAGCUGUCAGCCCAGUGCCCUCAACAAAGCCCUUGGCUGGCAGACACCAGCCUGUCCUUGGGUCAGCUGGGCUGCCACCGCCAUGCCCUGCCCAAGGCGGUGGAGCCCCUGCUGUGCCAGUGAUUUGCCAGAUGGUCCCACUGCCCGCAAACAACAACGUUGUGACCACCGUAGUGCCUAACACCACGCCAAGCCAGCAGCCAGCUCUCUGUCAACCCAUGGUCUUCAUGGGCACCCAAGUUCCCAAAGGGGCUGUUAUGUUUGUGAUGCCCCAGCCAGUUGUGCAGAGCACAAAGGCUCCCAUUAUUAGUCCAAAUGGCACGAGACUCUCUCCCAUUGCCCCUGCUCCCGGCUUUGUACCUUCUGCAGCAAAGAACACUCCUCCGGUUGAUUCUUCAAGAAUAAGAAGUCACAUUUGCAGCUACCCAGGAUGUGGGAAAACAUACUUCAAGAGCUCCCAUUUGAAGGCUCACGUCAGAACACACACAGGAGAAAAGCCAUUUAGUUGUAGUUGGAAAGGCUGCGAGAGAAGGUUUGCGCGGUCUGAUGAACUGUCCCGCCAUCGCAGAACGCAUACUGGAGAGAAGAAGUUUGCCUGCCCAAUGUGUGAGCGGCGAUUCAUGAGGAGUGACCACUUAACGAAGCAUGCCCGUCGCCACUUAUCGGCUAAGAAGUUACCCAACUGGCAAAUGGAAAUGAGCAAGUUAAACGAUAUUGCCGUGUCACCAACAUCUGCAGCUGCGCAGUGAAAGGAUGUAGUCUGAAGAUGGUGGAAUUAACUGUUGUUGCUGGGAUAUGCCAGCUGAAGAAAGGCUUUUGCUUCUAGUCCGUGGUUCUUCCGUGCCAGCUGCUGAUGGUGGUGCGGCAGAGGGGCAAAAGCAGUCUGUGCUUGGUCACAAAAAUGUUGCUGGGAGAACCAGAGGCUGACUGGAAUAGCGAGUAUCUUUUGCACUGGUAAGGAAAGGGAGAAAGGGAAGGUUCUAGAGCAGAUCAGCAAGCAUUGUGCAUGUUUUGAAUUUUGGGAGUUAUUCGUAUAUACUUGAGAUCAGCCAGGUGUAAGUAUUCCUGAAAGUUUGCUGCUGACCAUUGAGACCAACUCUGAUUUGAACUUGCAGUGUCAGUAUGGCACAGCAUAGGAAGACAACAACAUAUGGGCGCAGGCUUGAAAACCCAGAACACACCUGCAUAAGAUAAUCUAAGCUGUUUUUCUUACUUCUGCCACCUUUUCUUGAUAGGAAUCUUUUCCUCCAAUCCAUAUUCUGGCUCCAUUAUAAGUGAUGAUUCGGUGCCAGACUCCUAGAAGUUUUAGGCCUGUCUCACUGCAUGGGUUUUUCAGCUUUACAUGACUGUCCAGGGGUGCUGGGAGUGUGCAUUUUGAGGCGCCACGUGGGCAGCUGGAGGGUGGGAACACUUCUGAAUCCUCUUUAGCUGUGUAAUAUUUUCCCACCUGCUUUGGCAAGCGUUGUGAUUAUUACAGUCAGUUGGGCAUCGUACAGUGCUUCUGCUUUUGUGUUGCUUAUGUUUUCCUUAAUACCUUUUCACCAUUCUGUACCACUGGCUUUUUGUAAACCAAUACUGUGCACUUUUAAGAGAAACAUUGUAACUGUAAACUAUUUGGAUUGAUUAAGGAAGAAAACAAAGAAUUUUAGGCUUCUUGAUUAUGUUAUUCUUUUAAAGAUGAUUUAUACUAAAAAUGAAAUGGAUAUAUUAUGUAUUGUACACAGUUAGAAAGUUGUGAGUUGAAACAUAAAAUGAGGCAGUAAAGGCACUGGCCUAGAAUUUAAACUGUAGCUUUUGUGACAAAUAAUGCAUCAGCUUUCACUAUUUCUAUUUUAUUGUAUUAUAUUGAGGACACGUAUCAGAAAGUGGACAGUUUGCAAAUAGUGUAUUAGAUAUGCUUUUUGUGACUACUUUAAAGAUUUGCACAUUUCCUAUGUUGUACUUUAUACUUUGUUUACAAUAAAACGAAUUUUCUUUUAUACAGA